GUGACGUCAUCGAGCUGCGCCGCCUGCGGGGCAGAACCGGAGCGCGACGGCGGGGCUGACGCGCCCGGGAAGGCUUGUGGGGAAACGAAACAGAGGGAGGAGGCCGCGGCUCUGGCAGCUGCAGGGCCUGGCCCAGCGGCAGUGGCGGCGGCCUGAUCCCCGUCUCCGCUCCCUGGCAGCUCGCUCUGUUCCCUCAGCUAACAAUGAAGAGGAGAAUUGACCCAGAAUGCACCGCCCCCAUCAAGAAGCAGAAGAAAAGGGUUGCAGAGCUUGCCUUGAACCUCAGCUCCACAUCUGACCCUCCACAUGAACCUCCCUCCUCCAUCAAUCAUUCAGCAAAAGCAUCUGCCACAAGCCUAAGUGGUUCUGACAGCGAAACUGAGGGGAAGCAACACAGCUCUGACUCUUUCAACGAUGCAUUCAAAGCAGACUCCCUCGUGGAGGGAACUUCCUCUCGUUAUUCCAUGUAUAACAGUGUCUCCCAGAAGCUUAUGGCCAAGAUGGGCUUCAGGGAAGGUGAAGGAUUAGGUAAAUUCAGCCAGGGUCGCAAGGACAUCGUUGAGGCCUCUAAUCAAAAAGGUCGAAGAGGCUUGGGUCUGACAUUGCGGGGCUUUGAUCAAGAGCUGAACGUGGACUGGCGAGAUGAACCGGAGCCCAGUGCCUGUGAGCAGGUGUCAUGGUUUCCAGAAUGUACCACUGAAAUUCCUGACACUCAAGAAUUGAGCGAUUGGAUGGUUGUGGGAAAGAGAAAGAUGAUUAUUGAAGAUGAGACAGAGUUUUGUGGGGAAGAGCUGCUUCACAGUGUGUUGCAGUGUAAGAGUGUGUUUGAUGUCCUGGACGGGGAGGAGAUGCGACGAGCCCGGACCCGGGCCAACCCCUACGAGAUGAUCCGAGGAGUCUUCUUCCUAAACAGGGCAGCGAUGAAGAUGGCUAACAUGGAUUUUGUGUUUGAUUACAUGUUUACAAAUCCUCGGGACUCCUGUGGGAAGCCACUGGUGAAGGACCGGGAAGCUGAGCUCCUGUACUUUGCUGACGUCUGUGCAGGCCCAGGCGGCUUCUCAGAGUAUGUGCUGUGGAGGAAGAAGUGGCACGCCAAGGGCUUUGGAAUGACUCUGAAAGGCCCGAACGACUUCAAGCUGGAGGACUUCUACUCGGCCUCCAGUGAGCUCUUCGAACCAUACUAUGGCGAGGGUGGGAUUGAUGGAGAUGGAGACAUCACCCGCCCAGAGAAUAUCACUGCUUUUCGGAAUUUUGUCCUGGAUAACACAGAUCGCAAGGGGGUCCACUUUCUGAUGGCUGAUGGGGGUUUCUCAGUGGAAGGUCAGGAGAAUCUGCAGGAGAUCCUCAGCAAGCAGCUGCUGCUGUGUCAGUUCCUCAUGGCACUGUCCGUUGUCCGGACAGGAGGCCACUUCAUCUGUAAAACCUUUGACCUGUUCACACCAUUCAGCGUGGGGCUUAUCUACUUGCUGUACUGCUGCUUUGAACGAGUAUGUCUCUUUAAGCCGAUUACCAGCCGUCCAGCCAACUCAGAGAGGUAUGUGGUGUGCAAGGGCCUAAAAGUGGGCAUAGAUGACGUGCGGGAUUACCUCUUCUCAGUGAAUAUUAAACUCAACCAGCUGCGGAACACAGAUUCUGACGUCAACCUUGUGGUCCCCUUGGAGGUGAUCAAGGGAGACCAUGAAUUUACUGACUACAUGAUACGGUCCAACGAGAGCCACUGCGGUGUGCAGAUCAAAGCUCUGGCCAAAAUCCAUGCCUUUGUUCAAGACACAACCCUGAGUGAGCCUCGGCAGGCAGAGAUCCGGAAAGAGUGCCUCCGACUCUGGGGUAUCCCAGACCAAGCUCGGGUUGCUCCUUCUUCCUCAGACCCAAAAUCUAAGUUCUUUGAGCUAAUCCAGGGCACUGAGAUUGACAUCUUCAGCUACAAGCCCACACUACUCACCUCCAAAACCCUGGAGAAGAUCCGCCCUGUGUUUGACUACCGCUGCAUGGUGUCUGGCAGUGAGCAGAAGUUCCUCAUUGGCCUGGGGAAGUCCCAGAUCUACACGUGGGAUGGGCGCCAAUCAGACCGAUGGGUCAAGCUAGACCUGAAGACAGAGCUACCCCGGGACACUCUGCUGUCUGUGGAGAUUGUCCAUGAGCUGAAAGGGGAGGGGAAGGCCCAGCGGAAGAUUAGUGCCAUCCACAUCCUCGAUGUCCUCGUGCUGAAUGGCAGCGACGUGAGGGAGCAGCACUUUAACCAGCGAAUUCAGCUUGCUGAGAAAUUUGUGAAAGCUGUUUCCAAGCCUAGUCGGCCUGACAUGAAUCCCAUCAGGGUGAAGGAGGUGUACAGGCUGGAGGAGAUGGAGAAGAUUUUUGUCAGGUUAGAGAUGAAGAUCAUCAAGGGUUCUGGUGGCACACCCAAGCUCAGCUACACAGGGCGGGACGACCGGCACUUUGUUCCCACUGGCCUCUACAUCGUCAGGACAGUGAAUGAGCCAUGGACUAUGGCAUUCAGCAAAAGCUUUAAGAGGAAGUUCUUCUACAAUAAGAGAACCAAGACCUCUACCUACGUCCUGCCUACAGACUCCAUUGCUCCAUUUCACGUCUGCUACUUUAGCCGGCUCUUCUGGGAGUGGGGGGAUGGCAUACGUGUGCACGACUCCCAGAAGCCCCAGGACCCGGACAAGCUGUCCAAGGAGGAUGUCCUGUCCUUCAUCCAGACACACAGCGCCUGAGGACCUCAGGCUGCCCACCCCUGCUGCCUGCCCUGCCACUCACUAGGCAGGGUGCUCUGUGCCUGGGUCCCCAGUGCUGGCUUUCCUCCUCCUCUUGGAAUGAGAUUGCAGCGCAUGGUCACUGCAGCCUGGCCAUGAGGGGGGUGGCCUCCUUGUCAUCUCCCCUGAAGAGCGCAGUCAGGGGCCUUCAGAGGACACUCACACGUUCUUUCUGGGACACCUUUUGGGCUCCUCUGUCCAGGGACAAGCCUGGGAACUGUUCCCCCUGCCAGAACUCAGCCUGAAGGAAGCUGCCCCUGCGGUGGGUUUGAGGUCAGUGCCCUGGGCACAUGGGGCUGGUGGAGGAAGUGUCGGAGAGUGGCAGGGCUUGGGCUCAGCUGUUCUCUCCUGUAUCCUGUAGACUCACUUUUCUGAGUUCCAUGCACUGCCCCUGAGGGUGGCCAUGCCCCUGCUUUGCCCAACUUUUUAUUGGGCGAACCCUGAGCAGGGGGAGGCCCACUGUCGUGAGCUGGCCAGGAGGAGCUGCUGUGUAAAUCAAGGCUUUGUUUCUUUGAACUUCCUCUGUUUUGAUGCCAAGUUGGUGAUUUUCUUGUCUCCUCACCACGUACCAUGUCCUGGCCUUCCCUGGAGUUCUUCCCAGCCUGGACCUCUGACAGUCCCGGCAGGCCGGGAAGGGAGGAGUGUGGGUCCCACGUCCCUGACCUCACAUCUGGACCAGGUAGUGCCUUCUCUGGUACUGGACGUGACUGCCUUCUGGGGUUGGAGAGCCUUCCUGAGCCCCAUCCCCUUUCAUCCAAACCUUGGGCAGCUCUAGAAGGGGAGGAUGCAGCUUGAAGAUCUGCCAUCUUCUCUCCUCCAGCAGCAGUGGCCCCACCAGUAACAGAGGGCACCUCUGGAGUUUGGGUCAGUGCCCAGCCAUCUGGCAAUCAUGGCGCCACCAUUGGCCAUAGCUGGCCUAGGGCCUUGGCAGAAUUCUGAGAGCCAGAGCAGCUCCUCGCCACCCUUUUCCCUCCUUUGUUUUUCUUCCUCAAUAGGAGAUACAAUCUGCUUUCCUUUGUCCUUAUGUGGACACUCCCAUUUCCUCUAUCUUGGCGGAGGCAGAGGGAAGAGGGGAGGCUGGGCAGUAGCUUUUGGGGACAGGGGAGGGCAUCUGUGGUUGUUUUUAAUGGGAAAUACCUCUCAGAGAUGCUCCCUAGGGCCUCCCUAGGGCCCCAUUCCAGUGCUAGACUGGUUUCCAUGGAGAUAGUGCACCGUAUCUCCCGAGAGGUUGGAAUCGACUCCAUCGUGGGGGUCUUCCAGCCAGCAUCCAGCGCCACCCCCGCUCCCCCCUAGCUGGCAGCAGCACUGCUGAGAUGUUGUAUUUCCACCCAAUUCUGGGUAUAUCGUGUGUCUUGCAAAAUCUUGGGUCAUUAAAGAUAAACAUAUUUUUA
Trichechus manatus latirostris (Florida manatee) is the source of this 4147-nucleotide messenger RNA. RefSeq names its product cap methyltransferase 1 (gene CMTR1). Gene Ontology annotation, cellular component: cytoplasm; nucleus. Gene Ontology annotation, molecular function: nucleic acid binding; methyltransferase cap1 activity; protein binding. The record is from RefSeq and is a predicted model, not a curated record. Gene Ontology annotation, biological process: 7-methylguanosine mRNA capping. The transcript has 24 exons. The coding region runs from base 204 to 2717 and encodes 837 amino acids. NCBI's taxonomy places the organism in Eukaryota, Metazoa, Chordata, Mammalia, Sirenia, Trichechidae.